AUGUCCCUCAACACCCUGACCGUCUGUAGAAUAAUACACCCAUCUCUUCAGAUCUUACAUGACCCUCCACCCACCCAUACACAAACUAUAAACUUAGAUACAUAUCCACCCACAAAGAACUUAGAUCCAUAUCCACCCACAAAGAACUUAGAUCCAUAUCCACCCACAAAGAACUUAGAUCCAUAUCCACCCACAAAGAACUUAGAUCCAUAUCCACCCACAAAGAACUUAGAUCCAUAUCCACCCACAAAGAACUUAGAUCCAUAUCCACCCACAAAGAACUUAGAUCCAUAUCCAUAUCCACCCACAAAGAACUUACAUCAAUAUCCACAUAUCCACACAAAGAACUUAGAUCCAUAUCCACCCACAAAGAACUUAGAUCCAUAUCCAUCCACUAAGAACUUACAUCCAUAUCCACCCACUAAGAACUUGCAUCCAUAUCCAAUCCCAAAGAACUUGCAUCCAUAUCCACCAUCAAAGAACUUGGACACAUAUCCACCCACAAAGAACUUGUGUCCAUUCUAUCAAACUGAACAUAUCAGAAGCUACCUUAUAAUACAGAACUUGAAUCACAGUCAACCCUUCACAAAACGCUUAGGAUCAGUAUAA
This is a messenger RNA of Saccostrea cuccullata (small rock oyster), 609 nucleotides long. RefSeq names its product adhesive plaque matrix protein-like. The record is from RefSeq and is a predicted model, not a curated record. Bases 1 to 609 code for a protein of 202 amino acids. NCBI's taxonomy places the organism in Eukaryota, Metazoa, Mollusca, Bivalvia, Ostreida, Ostreidae. The transcript has 2 exons.